AUGUGUUCCUUCAAAAAGUGGUUCCAUUUGUUCAUCAUUUUCCAUGCCUUGGCUGCAACUCCAAUCUUCUCGUUAACAGAUUCCUCUGACCAACACUCCACAAACUUUCUGGAUAUUGCCAAGAAGGCUGAAGUGUUUGAUUGGAUGGUCAAAAUCCGAAGGAAGAUUCAUGAGAAUCCAGAAUUGGGUUAUGAGGAGUUCAAGACUAGUGAAGUGAUUAGAGCAGAGUUGGAUAAACUGAGCAUCCCAUAUCAACAUCCAGUUGCAGUCACAGGUGUUAUUGGGUUCAUAGGAACAGGAAGCUCACCAUUUGUUGCAUUAAGAGCUGACAUGGAUGCACUUCCAGUUCAGGAAAUGGUGGAGUGGGAGCACAAGAGUAAAGUAGCUGGAAAGAUGCACGCAUGUGGCCAUGAUGCUCAUGUCGCUAUGCUUCUUGGUGCAGCAAAGAUUCUCAAACAGCAUGAAAAAGAGAUACAUGGAACUGUUGUUCUUGUUUUCCAACCAGCAGAGGAAGGAGGUGGAGGGGCUAAGAAAAUUUUAGAUGGUGGAGCCUUAAACAAUGUUACUGCCAUCUUUGGAUUACAUGUGCUGCCUACCAUUCCAGUUGGUGAAGUGUCUUCUAAAGCUGGUGCAGUAUUGGCAGGAGGUGCUGACUUUGAAGCCAUUAUAAGAGGAAAGGGAGGUCAUGCAGCUAUUCCCCAACUUUCUAUCGACCCUGUAGUUGCAGCUUCGAAUGUGGUCAUUAGCUUACAAAACAUUGUUUCUCGUGAGGCUGAUCCUCUUGAUCCCCAGGUUUUAACAGUUUCAAAGUUCCAAGGAGGUGGCACCUUCAAUGUUAUUCCAGAUUCUGUCACAAUUGGUGGCACAUUCCGAGCUUUUUCUACAGAAAGAUUGGAGCAACUUAAGCAGCGUAUUGAGCAGGUUAUCAUUGGUGAAGCUGCUGUUCAGAGGUGUAAUGCAAGUGUGAACUUUUUUGAUGAAGAGAAACCUUUAUAUCCUCCAACUAUAAAUGAUGGUGAUUUGCACAAGCUUUUUGUUGACGUAGCUGGGAAUUUGCUUGGUAUCAAUAACGUUAUUACGAACAUGCAACCAGACAUGGCCUCUGAAGAUUUUGCGUUCUAUCAAGAGGUCAUAGCUGGCUACUAUUUCGCGCUUGGAAUGAAGAAUGGUUCAGCUGAUGAACCUGUUCAACCAUUACAUUCACCAUAUCUCGUAAUCAAUGAAGAUGGACUUCCCUAUGGGGCUGCACUUCAUGCAUCAUUGGUUACUUGUUAUCUUACAAAAUAUCAACACAACAUAGCCAAGGUUGAGGGGAAACAUCAUGAUCAAUAA
This is a messenger RNA of Sphenostylis stenocarpa, 1332 nucleotides long. The record is from the annotation of a GenBank genome assembly. Lineage: Eukaryota; Viridiplantae; Streptophyta; Magnoliopsida; Fabales; Fabaceae.